AUGCACGACUCUCUGACUGUGUCGUCCGACAAAGGUUCGAUCCUAAUUGUCGGCGCAGGCACUUGGGGCACGGCGAUUGCAUACCGUCUCGCAAGGGAAGGUUACCGCCAUAUAACCGUUCUCGAUGGCCAAACAUUUCCUUCUGCGACUGCGGCCGGUAACGACUUGAACAAGAUCAUGGAGGAGCCGGAGGACUAUCCACAUUUUGACAACGACAACGAUAAUGACUACGCUUGGAAUGUGAUCGAAGGGUUAGCAACAGAUGUCUGGAAAUCAGACCCGAUAUACAAGCCACAUUAUCACCCAACAGGCUUCAUCUAUGCUGCGGUCGGAGACGAUGCCUACGCCAAAGUCGUCGCCACCGCGGAAGCUCACCCGGCGAAUUGGGAGGCACUACCAGACGCACCGUUUUUCCAUUCGAGCAUGCCACACGGUGUGCUGACUGGCGACUUUCCAGGAUGGCGAGGCUUCUGGCGUAAGCAGAAUGCAGGAUGGGUGGCUGCACGUCAGACGAUGAGAGACCUGCACACAGAGUGCGAGAGGUUGGGCAUCCAGUUCGUGUUUGGAGAGAAGGGCAACGUGAUUGAGUUAUCAUACAACGAAACGCGUACGGACGUGCUUGGUGCAAGGACCGCGGACGGCACACAAUAUGUCGCUAAUCGAACCAUUCUCGCCGCAGGAGCAGGCAGCGACAUGCUGCUCAAUUUCCGGAAACAGCUUCGUCCUUCUGCGUGGACAUUAGCUCACAUACCGCUAAGCCAGGAAGAGACGAAGAUCUACCGUGACCUACCCGUGCUCUACUGCGCCGACCGAGGCUUCUUCAUCGAGCCAAACGAAGGCCAAACAGAGAUGAAGAUCUGCGAUGAGCACCCGGGUUAUAUCAACCUACUCACUGACACUAAGCUCGGAGAGCAGCGCUCGAGACCGUUCUCGAAGGAGCAGAUACCUCUCGACGCGGAACAAAGAAUGCGCCGCUUGUUACGUGAGACGAUGCCUCAGCUUGCGGACCGUGGGUUCAGCUAUGCGCGAGUCUGUUGGGACGCCGACACGCCGGAUCGCCUGUUUCUCAUAGACCAGCAUCCAGAGUACUGUUCCCUGGUCGUGGCGGUCGGGGGCUCGGGACACGGCUUCAUGUGCUCUCCUGCUGUGGGGAGGCUGGUUGCUGACCUGCUAGAUGGCAGCAUAGAGCCACGCUUGCGGAGGAUGUUGCAAUGGAGGCCUGAUACUGCAGUGGACCGCGACUGGUACGCUACUCAAGGACGCUUUGGUGCCAACGGCAAGGUCAUGAGCUUCCAAGAUGUGACCGGGUGGACCAACAUAGGAAGGUGCCAUCUCUAG
Messenger RNA from Baudoinia panamericana UAMH 10762, 1338 nucleotides. RefSeq lists its product as uncharacterized. Gene Ontology annotation, molecular function: saccharopine oxidase activity; flavin adenine dinucleotide binding; sarcosine oxidase activity. The coding region runs from base 1 to 1338 and encodes 445 amino acids. The transcript is spliced from 2 exons. NCBI's taxonomy places the organism in Eukaryota, Fungi, Ascomycota, Dothideomycetes, Mycosphaerellales, Teratosphaeriaceae. The record is from RefSeq and is a predicted model, not a curated record.